UAAUUUUUCAGUUUAUUUUAAGAUGUUUUGGAAUUUCAAGAAAUCUUUGGAUACUCCCGGAAUGUCUUCCAAGCAUCCUUUCAAUCUUUUUUUUUUUGCCUACUCAGGUACUUACCGCGAAGGUAGAGCAUAUGUGCACUAGACGUUACAAAAACAUUCGCUCUAAACUCCAAAAAGCCAUUGCCAGCCAGCUCUUUACCCAAAGAUUUCCUGAAAGAAAUCUACCCUAUGAUUCCCUCGAAAUCAGUCAGGCUUUUAUUUAAUUAAGCCCACUCCGGGACUUUCCAAGAAAGGGUUUGUGUCGAGUGUUUGAGAAACAAAAACACACCGUUGGAGGAAAUAAAAGGUCUUGCCAUCCCUUUCCAACACAUUGGCCUGCGUUAUCAUCUGUACCAUGGCGCGGGAGUUAUAAGCGAGCGCGGGAGUUAGGGGUUAUAAGUAAUUCGCGAGACGUGCCGGCAAGUUGUGUUCUGCGUUGUGUCUCAUAAGUUCUCCUGUUAAUGAUCGGUUUUGUUCGUUUUGAAUCAGAAAAUAAACCUCCGCGAAGGGUUAGACAUUGGUGAUAUAAUAACCUAUCAGUGCAGCCUCAACCCAAGGAUGCUUGCUAAAUCUGUCGGAAAAGGAGAAGCAACUGAAACCGUUCUAGAAGACAAUGUCGAACCCAAGGGCCCCAUGAUUAUCACAACACGAUGCUUACGCAAAUGGAAUGGAACUGUGGUUAAACUAACACGGUCUGGAACGGAGAUCAAGGUGAAGCAACCCGUAUUCGGUAUGCGUGCUGAAUAUACGAUCGGCGAUUCGAUCCUUGCGAUGCGCGUCCAAAAUUUAUGCCAACAAAUCCUUCUACUGCGUACGAUAUAUCUGUACUAUGACAGUAAUCAACGUGUGACCCUCUUUAACGGUAUCGUGCGCAUGGUUCCGGCCUAUGAGUUUGCACACGAGAAAGAAAUUCUUUUUUAUUCUGAAAAGGAAUAUAAUAUUGUACUAGUGGUGGAUAUUCUACCGAGCUACGUUCGGUUGCGAGAAAUAUCAACGAUUCACUUCCUUAAACCUCGACUAGCACGUGGGCCGCCUUUGAAAAUAAAAAAAACCAACCCUUCCAUGUCCCAGAUGAAGUGA
Anopheles darlingi is the source of this 1119-nucleotide messenger RNA. RefSeq lists its product as uncharacterized. Bases 598 to 1119 code for a protein of 173 amino acids. The transcript has 3 exons. NCBI's taxonomy places the organism in Eukaryota, Metazoa, Arthropoda, Insecta, Diptera, Culicidae. The record is from RefSeq and is a predicted model, not a curated record.